Cokeromyces recurvatus is the source of this 2319-nucleotide messenger RNA. Its product is annotated as oligomeric golgi complex component, COG2-domain-containing protein. Bases 110 to 2044 code for a protein of 644 amino acids. The transcript has 8 exons. Gene Ontology annotation, cellular component: membrane; COG complex. The record is from RefSeq and is a predicted model, not a curated record. NCBI's taxonomy places the organism in Eukaryota, Fungi, Mucoromycota, Mucoromycetes, Mucorales, Mucoraceae. Gene Ontology annotation, biological process: Golgi organization; protein transport; intra-Golgi vesicle-mediated transport.
UUUGUAUUUCGCAUUUUUUUUUCUUUUUAAAAAGCGACAAUAUACUACAAAGAAUACAUUCCUCUUUUAUUUCCUCUUUCUUUCUUCUGAACAACAUCUUUGAAGAAUCAUGUUCAGUUUUGGUGAAGAUGAAGAUGAUAAUUUCAUUCAUUCUAUUAAGCCGUUACCUGAAAAUGCAAUAGAACGUUCGGCAUUUACAGCAAAGGAAUUUGACCCUGAUGUAUUUCUUACAUCAAGAAGACAUUUGGGACUCGAACGAAUGAAAACUGAACUUAAUGCUCAUUUAAGACGAUUAAAGGCAGAGCUUGUUGAGCUCAUUAAUAGAGAUUAUCAAGAUUUCAUUAAUUUGUCAACUAAUUUAAAGGGUGUAGAUAGAAAUAUUGAAUCUUUAAAAUCCCCACUAGCCAACAUGGAGAUUGAAGUCAAAGAAGUUCGUAAUCAUUUUCAAAAAGUAAUUGAUGACUUGGAAGCACGAUUGGGAUAUCGUUCUCAACUUCGAGACAGAAAGGCCGUUCUUAAAUUAUUACUUAAUAUACAUAGUUCAAUAACAAAAGUAGAGGAUUUGUUGGGUAUAAAUACUGAUAUUAUCAAGACAAAGUUGGACAAUACUGAGAAUGAUAAUAAUUAUCUUGGAAAAGGGAUUGAGAGAGUGGCUAUAGAAUACAACCAAAUGCAGCAUUUAGUGCACAGAGGUAAAGAUCUGGAUUUCGUUAUAGAAAAUGAAUGGAGAAUUACACGUAUUCGAGAUACAAUAGAGGAAAAGUUAUCAAAGGCAUUAUCAGCAGCACUUUCUCAAAUUAGAUUAGGUGAAGUUACAAGAACCACAAAACAAUCCCUGAGUCAAUGUUUAAGGACAUAUGCUAUGAUUGAUCAAACACAAACUGCAGAAGAGAUUAUCAAGGAAGAAUUUGUGAAACCUUUUGCGACAAAGACUAUUACUCAAAGGGCAUUAGAGGAGGGACUUUGUAAUCAUGAUAAUUCUUUAACAGUGAUGUAUAACAAAAUACUAGCAUUUGCAUCAAAUGAUCUUCAGCCUAUUCUAAAUGUCACACAAAAGACCUUGAAGGGUUCAAAUUAUAAUGUCUUGGUGAAUUCAUUAUGGAUAGAGAUUAUUGAAAGGAUCGAUAAAGAAUGCAAAAGUAUAUUUGCUGCUGGUCAAACUGAUAUUUUUUACAAGAAUUAUUCAGCUACAAUAGAAUUUAUAUCAGAAUUAGAAGGACUAUGUUCUUCAAAAAAAUCCUUAUUUUAUUUUCGAAAUCAUGCAAGCUAUCAUGAAUUCAUGAAACGAUGGCAAUUACCAGUCUAUUUUCAACUAAGAUUUCAUGAAAUUGUUAAAGAUAUAGAGGACGUUUUAAAUAAUCCAAAACAAAAUUUAGCUUUGGACAAUACAGAAAAUGUAUCUGAAGAUGAUUUUAUCCUUCCUGAGGGAAAAGCAAUUAUGGAAGCUAUCAAUCAAUGUUGGUCAGAUGGCGUAUUUUUAUAUGGAUUAUCACACAAAUUUUGGAAAUUGACAUUACAAUUGAUUAAAAGGUAUCAAGCAUGGAUUUUAGAUGCAAUCAAAAAGACUGAAGAUUAUAAAGUACAAGAUGAAUAUAUUAGUUAUUUGAUAGCUUUAACACAUGAUAUUGAGACUUUUAUAAAGCAAGUUCAAUUACAAGCAAACAAAUCAAUAUUACCUAAAUUACCUUUAAACUUACAAGACUUGCCUCUUUUAAAAGAGACUAUAGAGGAUGUCUUGAAUCAAUUACAUAAAGCUACUAUGCCUAGUAUCAAUGAAAAAAUUAUAAAUUAUAUUCUUCAACAUUGUUUGGAAACAUUUAAAAACAAAGAGUUUACAGCAGAAGCAUUUAUACCCAAUACAUUUAAGCCUUUACAUUAUGUUAUUAAACAAAACAAGAAUAGUGUAAAGACAGAAUGGAUAAAUUUAGUUGUAAAUGAGAUAAUCAACGAAUAUUCAAAUAGAGUUAAAGAUCAAACAAUAGACAAACAUAAAAUAGCACUGAAUAUUAAAGAAAUAGAAGAUGAGGUAAUAAUGCAAGUUUAAUGUGUGACAAAAAAAAAUAAAAAAUAAACUAAGGCUAUUUUUUUUAUUAUAAUUAUUUAGCUGGAACAAUUAAAGAUAGACAAGAAUACGACUGAUUAUAAUAAAUUGAAACAAUUCAACACAGUAGAAACAUUAUAAUAAAUUGAAACAAUCUAAUAUAGUAGAAUCAUUAUAAUAAUAAUAAUAAAAAAAAACUAUCUAUCUAUAUAAUUUUUUGUAAUACAGGACUAUUCUUCUUUGAAGUCUUCUUUGUAAACCAUAAAUACAUUUCACCA